GUUUCUGUUGUGGUUAUUUUAAUAUUAUCCAAUGAAGUGAACUUCAUUUUUUCAAUUCGAGUCAACAACUACGACACUCAUGAGUAAAGGGACAUACAUUACUACAGCACCACAUAUCGGGCCCAGUUGUGAAUCUAAGCCAGGAAUCCACUCAAAUGCACAUAUGAAAAUUCAUUUAAAUCUAUCUGGAAGGAAUUCAGAAGAUUCUAAAACACAUUUCUGUCCUAAACCACGAACUCUGUUGAAUCCUAAUUUUCACCGAAAUAGAUCCAGCCAUUUGGAGUGUAAAUCAAUUACAUACUCACGGACAGCUAAAAUUAAUUCGAAUAGUAUGUAUUCGAAAAUUAUUCUUUGUUGAAUCAAAUAGUAUAGAACUCGGUAGUUUCUAGUAUUUGGUUGAAUGCAUCCAUACUCGAAAUGACAUUUGACUGACAUUACCUUGACAUUGACGUUUGACAACGCGUAUAACCUAAAAACAUUUUUUGUUACGAUCAAAACAAUUAGAGAAAUAUUAAUAAAACAAAAUGUUACUUCUAUAUUUAAUGAGUAUUUUGUCUUUUGUGUUGCAAGCGGUGUUUGUGACGUUAGCAAUAGCGGCUGGCUUGUAUUAUUUAGCGGAAUUAGUAGAAGAAUAUACUGUUAUGACUAGAUAUGUGAUCACUUGGACAGUGAUUAUAACAGCUGCAAUCCACAUUCUGUUAAUGAUAUUUGAGGACAUACCGCUACAUCUCAACGCUCUGGGUCUGUUCCAACAGUUGUUACAUGUGGUACUCUUGAAAGAAUUCCCUGUGGUUCGAGUGACCAGCUUUUCUUUCAUAACAGCGGUCUCCACACUGGUUUUACACCACUAUUUGGCAUUGAAGUACUUCGGAACAGUGUUUUAUAACUUUUCAGAGGUACUGGCAUACUUCACUUUAUGUUUGUGGGUUGUGCCGCUGGCUCUCUUCGUGUCGCUGUCAGCAAACGACUAUGUGUUGCCCACAACCAGUGACGAGAGACAAAGCUUGUUAGGCGACAACAACGUAGUGACAGAUUAUCUGUCUAGAACGUCCAAGAAGUACAGCUUGUUAUCCUUCUUUAGUUUUGCAAAGGAAUCAAUUCUACCGCAAAGGACGAAGAAAGCCUUUUGAACUAAUAUUACUACUGAUCUCGUGUCAUCAAUCCUUGUUUGCGGUCGAUGAAAAUUUGCUGCUUUUGGGAAACGACGCUUACGGCAACGAUAUGAAGUUUCAUGUCAAACAAAAGUAUACCUUAAGUCGUCCCAAUAUGUGUGAUAAUCAUAAAAUAAGAUUUUCUUUUCGUAUAAACUAACUCUGUAAUUAUUUUCGUUAUUUAAUUUAUUAAUGGUUCAAUAGGAAUGGGGCUCAAUUCGUAUAUUUAUAUGAGGCAAUAAUUAAAUGUUAUAUUACAUAAUUAGUUUCGUAAAGUGAUUAUAGCUAUGUACACAUACACUAGUCAAUCUGUUCCCAUUAUCCCUUUUUAAAUAAACGAUUUUUAUUUCCACUGUCCCUUAUAUUUUUUUUAAGUUAGCUAAUUGUAUUCUCAUUGGCCCCUUUUAUUGAUUGUUACAUUCUUUUUUUCCCGAUAAUUCCAUUAUUAGUAAAAUGCUAGGCACAAUAUUCCUGUUGACCCCUCAUAGUAAAUAGUAAUUCAGUAUUUUACCAGUGGGUCUACAUCCUUUUUUAUAAUGUCGCUUAAAAUUAAUUACUAAAAACGCUUCAUAGGAAGGUAGUCAAUUUAUAAAGAUCGUUAUGACAAAACGAUUUCCUCAUUUUAGUUAAAAAAUCAAAUCAGUAAUAUGAGAGAGAGAUAUCUUUAUCAAAGUAAAACUUUUAUUACAUCACCACAAUUUUUUUCGUACAUCCUUAACAUGUCGCUUUAUAUUUAUGAUUGUUGUAAAAACUUAUCAUGCAACGGUGGUUCAAUUUCAGAAAGCUUGCCUGCCACGCUGGCAGCCGGGGUUCAAUUACCAGCCGAGGAAAUACUUUUUUAAUUAUUUAUUUUAAAUGUUUCACUUGCAACGUGGUUUCAUAAAGCCACACAAUUUUUUAAACCGUAGAUGGAGGACCAAAAAUUUGCUAUUUCUCGCUUACCCGUGCUUCGGAAUCAGAAGGCACUUUAAGCCGUUGGUCCCGGCUGCCUCUGAUUUUUUGGGGUUGUAAGUUCAACCCAAAAUUAUUAUUUUUAAAAUCACUGUCGAAAAAAAAAGCCUACUUAAUCGUCAGUGAUUUUAUAUCUUGUAAGAAAUGUUUGAAAUAAAUCAAUUCUGCUUUGGGUGACUCUCAGACGGGUCUGAAAGUCGAAAUCUUUUCUUCUUGUUUUAGGGCAACUGCUUUGAGGCUCUGAAAUCUUAAAGAGAAUUUUGUUUUCGGCGACAGAAAUAACAAAAAAUUGUGUUCGAUUAAGUUGAAAAUGCAAAUGACCAAAUUAAGUCACCAGAGGCUUUUCAAUCAAUUAUUCGAGUUAAAUGUGUUUUAGUUAGAUAUGAACUGUAAUGCAAGCAAUAAAAAUGUAUUGUAACUAACUAGUUUACCGUGUACUGUACAUAUGUACAAUCAGGUGCUAUAAUUUGGGAUCCAUUCAUUGAUAUUUUUUUAGUUGGAAUUAAGAACAGUAAUAAAGUUCGUAAAAAAAUACAGAAGGACACUGGCAUUUCGAAAUUAUGGCAAUGCGAAUUUUCACAAUGAAGUCAAAAUUCUCCGAUUAAUAAAUCGUUGACACUUACUUCAUGUGAAAAUCUUUUCAAAAUUAUAUAGGUAAUUUCGUUUUUGAUUUUUUCAUUAUCAGUCAGUGUCAACGAUAUUCAACCUCAGGUGGAUCUCAAACUAAAGAACGUGACUGUAUAGAUAUUCCCAUUGUCCCUCUCGCGACUAAAUUUUGAGUUAGUGGGUCAAUGCCCUUAAUAUGUCUUAAGUCACAUGUGGAGCAGAGGCGUACAGGCCAUUUACAAUUUCUAUCCCCUAGAAUUAGUAAAUAUCAUCAAAAUUUAGUUCAGUUUAGUAACGAAUGCCUUUAUAUUUUCGUCGCCCCUUCGUAAAACCUGUCGGCCAAAUAAUGAGUUGCAAUAAUUUCAACUCAUUUUUGUAAAUAGAUAAUGUACAUAAUGUUGUGUAAAUUAUUGAACUUUUGUAUGUGUUGUGAUAAUAAAUGAUAAUUUAUAUAAAAUUUACUUUAUUUUUCAUUUUAUUUUGUUUAUAUACAUCCUAUACUCUAUCCAACUUCCUCUGAGACAAAAGGUAAACAAAUAAGCCAAUGCUAAAACUUUUUUAUCGAGAAUAAAGAAGGGCAUCGGUUUAACGAAACGAUUCUCUAUAACACUACUCUUCACCUUAGUAGUAUUAAAAAGCGUUCAAAGUUUGGGCAUAGCUAUAGUUUCAGGUUUUUUAAUGACACAUUUUUUAAAAUUUUGAAUAUGAUAUCUAUUCUGGCAUAAUUCUCUAAACCUAAACUUUAAUUUGUCAACAUUGGUAUAAAUUCUGGCAUGAUUCUCUAAACCUAAACUUAAAUUUGACAACAGUGUAUCUCUGUCAUUCUCUAUACAGACUGAAAAGGACAUACUGAUGUCAAAUUUAGUUUUAAGUUUAGAGAAUCCUGCCAGAAUUGACACCAGUGUAUCCUUGUCCUUCUCUUUAUAGAAUGAAAAAGAGAGAUUGAUGUUAAAUUUAGUUUUAAGUUUAGAGAAUGAUGCCAAAAAUCGACACCUUUAUCAUCAUCAGCCUAUUAAUGCCCCUACUGCUGGGGCACAGGCCUUCCCUAUGGAUGGAAUAUGGAGAUUGGGCCAUGACUCAUCACGCGGGUCCAGUGCGGAUUUGUGGGUGCUAACGACUACAGAUGCAGCCGGGACCAACGGCUUAACGUGCCUUCCGAAGUACGGAGGAACUCGAGAUAGAAGAUUUUUGGUCACCCAUCCAAUGACCGACCACUGCGAAAGUUGCUUAACUUCAACGAUCACCUGCGCCAUCGAGCUCCUCCUUUAUAUGCGUAUAAAAUUCGAACUAUUGAAAAGCAUUAUAUUUUUGUUUGCCAUUUGUCUCGGAAGAAUGUAAAUACAGUACCUAUAAAUACCGCAUUAACUGCACGGAAACGGCACAAAAAUAUCAUUCGACGAGGACAUAUUUGUGGUAGUCUUCGUUACACACGCACACAUUAACUGCUUUAAUACAAUCUGACAUAAGAGUCACGCACACAUGACUCUGCGAGAAAUAUCAUGUCGUAGCACUAAUAGUAAUGCAUUAUAGGAUGCGUUAAUGCGAUAUUUGUUUUUAGUACAUUAUGAAAGAGAACGGUUACGAAGUAACACACUACUGCGAUAAUAAAGACGCAAUUGAAGUACCGAUGUCAAAAUAUCGCACUCGACGUUAUAAAAAUGUAGCGAAAUGUAAAGAAAGCAAGAACAUCCUUAUUCCACGCGCUUACCUACAUGGCGACCCCUUUGGGAAAUGUCUUUUUUAUAGAUAGGUCCGACAAAUGACUCCUCCCCACCUGAUGUUAAGUGAUGGUGAAGGUUAUGUAAACUACCUUCAAUUAAAAGACCAAGUCUCUUUUGAUAAUGUUUCUUUUUAAUUUAUUUAUUUUUAAGUUGCUAAACACUAUCAAGUUUGAUAUAGAUGCAUAAAUUUUAAUGCAGAUCAAAUUAAAGUAUUAACCGGUAUCUAAGUUAUUCUAGAUAGAAUAACAAUAUCAAUAGAUAUUGAAGAAAUUAGCUCAUAAUCUAUUCGCAUACAUUACUUAAUUGUACGCUGCAGUCUCUUCUUUGGAAUGGUGUACUCUCACGUGCAGUUUCAAACUGGUGACUUGAACAAAAGCUUUCCCGCAUUCCUUACAAGCAUAUCUCUUAUCAUUCGUAUGGAUCCGCCUGUGAAACUCUAAAGUUUUCUUACGCUGAAAGGAUUUCUUGCAAAUAUCGCAUUGGAAUGGCCUCGAGUCGUCGUGACGCACCAUGUGUUUCUUCAGCAAAUCCUUACAGAACACUUUGAACCCACAAAUCUCGCAAGCUAUAGAUUUCUCCUUCAAAUGUAUCCUGGCUUUGUGUUUGAUCAAACGGCUUUUGAGUGUGAAAACCUUCGAGCAGACAUCGCAUGUGUGCACGCUGUUCUGAACUUUAUGCACUAAGGCCAAGUGUUGCUUUUUGAAGUACCUGCUUGUCAAAACCUCUGGGCACUUGGGGCACUUCAGCUUUUCAGCUCUAUGGACUUUUUCGUAGUGCACAGACAAAGCGUACUGAGAGGGGAAAACCUUGUGACAUUUCUCGCAUUCGCUCUGACCGUGGACAUUCUUGAUAUGGCUCGUCACAUUCGACUUCGCCACGAACCCUUGGCCACACAUCUCGCAUAUGAACGCGUUAGACUUGUUAUGAUACUUGUGCAUGUGUUUCAACAGCGGCCCGAAGAAUUUGAACGUCUGCCCGCAUUCCAAGCAGCUCAUAUCCUCAUCGGAAAGCUUGUAUGCGAAGAAGUCUUUGCCCAGUUCCUUGUUGAAUUGCAAAUCGUGAACUGUUACCGCGUGCGUCAGGAAUUCGUCUAAGCUUCGAAUGGCUUUGGGACACAGUUUGCACGAUAUAUCCGAAACAUCGAAUUUUAUUCUCGUCGUUCUCACGAAUGUGAGCACGUUUUUUAACUUGGCUUCUUCGUGUUCUGACCUCGUGUGCCGUUUAAGGUUGCAGCUGUCUUCGAAUGGGCAGCAGCAAUAGAAACACAUGUACUUGUUGGAAUACCACCUGAAAGGCAUGAUCGUGGAGUUCUUAACUAUAACUGAGAGGAUCUGGAGCAGGUCUUGUUUGGUCUGUUUGCUGGUGUGAUGAGCUGAGCUGUCGAGUU
This is a messenger RNA of Chilo suppressalis (striped riceborer), 5816 nucleotides long. Lineage: Eukaryota; Metazoa; Arthropoda; Insecta; Lepidoptera; Crambidae. The record is from the annotation of a GenBank genome assembly.